Molecule: messenger RNA, 1083 nt
Organism: Cicer arietinum (chickpea)
Lineage: Eukaryota; Viridiplantae; Streptophyta; Magnoliopsida; Fabales; Fabaceae
Source: RefSeq, a predicted model, not a curated record
AUGGACCAGAGGGAGGAAGCAGCGGUUGCUACAAUAGGACUGACUGAAUUUCGUCGACAAGAUCCGCCAAAAUUUAAAGGGGAGUAUGACCCUGACAAGGCUGACAUCUGGCUGCAGGAGAUUGAGAAGAUAUUUGACAUCCUACACUGCCCCGAUAAAAUGAAAGUGGAGUAUGUCGCCUACUUAUUGAUUGGUGAAGCUGAAUACUGGUGGCAGGGGGCGAGACAAAUAACGGAAGGAAACCACGAAGAUAUGACUUGGGAAGUCUUCAAGAGAAGGUUUUUGGACAAAUAUUUUCCGAAGAGUGCUAGGGCUGGGAAAGAAGACCAAUUCUUGAGACUAUAUCAAGGAAGUCUCACGGCGUCCGAGUAUGCGACAAAGUUUGAGUCCCUAGCAAAACAUUUCCGCUACUUCCGUAACCAAAUGGAUGAAGAGUACAUGUGCGAGAGGUUUGAAAGCGAACUCAUGUAUGAGAUUAAGGAGUGUGUGGGACCCCUAGAUAUACAUCAGUAUCAAGUGCUGGUGGAGAAAUGCAAAAAGGUGGAGAUCAUGAAACGGGGCCGCCUGAAUAGAGGUGUUAUUGGUGGACCAGCGAGACCUCAGAAACCAAGCCAUCUUGCAAAAUAUUUUCAAGAGAAGGACACUUAUGAUAAUAAGGAGGUUGUCAACAACAAGGAUGUUGCACGCCGUACUACUCGAGGACAUGUUUAUCAUAUUAGUGGAGAAGAAGCACCAUCUUCCUUAGAACUUAUUCAGGGUGAGUGUUUAAUUGCUAGAAAGAUACUUGGUGUGAUAUAUGAUUAUGGAGCAACACACUCGUUCAUUUCAUUAGAUUGGGUGGAUUCGCUCCAACUAGAUGUCACUACCUUACCAUUUAUGCUGAACCACCAACAGACUGAAGUUUUCUUUGAAGGGAGGAGUUCAAAAACAUGUGUUUCUCAACCCAUCAGUAUGACUCCAGAGGUUGUUGUCGAUGGGAUCCCAUUGGUGAAAUAUUUCUCUCAAGUUUUCCAACCUGACGUACUAGGACUACCCUCAACCUGUGACGUCGAAUUUUCUAUCGAUGUUAUUCCAUAUGCUUGA